Lactuca virosa is the source of this 1657-nucleotide messenger RNA. Lineage: Eukaryota; Viridiplantae; Streptophyta; Magnoliopsida; Asterales; Asteraceae. The record is from the annotation of a GenBank genome assembly.
CAUCCUCACUUCACCUUCAAACUCUUCUUCCCUUUCUCUUUCUCUUUCUGUAAUUCUCUGUCUCUGCUCCCAGUAUAACCUUAAUUCAGAAUGGCAAUAUGGUUGGCCGGUAGAAAAGGCGCCGAUUAUUUCACCAAAACAUUGAUAUCCACCACUUUCAGAUCAUUACGAACUUCCUCUACUGUUAUUGCUUCCUUCGGUGAUUCCGAUGACAGCAGCACCGGGAAUUUCAGAAAGCCUUAUUCAUUCUUUCCGUGCGCCGAUUCAUCACCGGCGGCCGUUUUCAGAUCUCGCCGCUUUGAAUCAUCGCAAGCUGGGCCACAAUUGGAUUUCUUCUCUAGCGAUGAUGACGAUGAACAAAUUCAGGGUAGUAUGGAUUUCCCUGGUGGUAAAAUUGGGUUCACUUCUGAAAUGAGGUUUCUCCCGGAGUCAUCUGAGAAGCGAGUGGAAUGUUAUCGAGUUCUUGAUGAUAACGGCUAUGAGCUUUCAUCUCCCAAACAACAUAUGAAUAAGGAAGUUGCAAUGAAGAUGUAUAGUGGCAUGUUGACACUUGACAGUUUGGAUACGGUUUUGUAUGAAGCACAAAGGCAAGGAAGAAUAUCGUUUUAUGUUACUUCAUUUGGUGAAGAAGCUAUCAAUCUAGCAUCAGCAGCAGCACUUUCCUCCGAUGAUCUCAUUAUGCCACAGUAUCGAGAACCAGGAAUCUUGUGGUGGAGAGGUUUUACAUUGCAAGAAUUUGUGAAUCAAUGCUUUGGAAACAAGAAUGAUUAUGGGAAAGGAAGGCAAAUGCCGAUUCAUUACGGAUCCAAGAAGCACAAUUACUUCACUGUCUCAUCACCUUUAGCGACACAACUUCCUCAAGCUGUUGGUGCUGCAUACUCUCUAAAAACAGAGAAAAAAGAUGCAUGUGUUGUUGCCUUUUUUGGUGAUGGCAGUUCAAGUGAGGGAGAUUUCCAUGCAAGUUUAAACUUUGCGGCGGUUUUGGAAGCCCCGGUUGUUUUCAUUUGUCGCAACAAUGGAUGGGCUAUUAGCACUCCUACCACAGAUCAAUUUCGAAGUGAUGGCAUUGUUGUGAAGGGACACGGGUAUGGUAUCCGAAGUAUCAGAGUGGAUGGAAAUGAUGCUCUCGCGGUCUAUAAUGUAGUACGUGUGGCCCGUGAAAUGGCUGUCACUGAACAACGACCGAUACUAAUCGAGGCUAUGACUUAUAGAGUAGGGCACCACUCAACUUCUGAUGAUUCAACAAAGUAUCGGCCCGCAGAUGAAAUUGAACACUGGAAAACAUCGCGAAACCCGGUAUCCAUUUUUAGGAAAUGGGUUCAGAGAAAAGGUUGGUGGAGUGAUGAACAAGAAUCUGAAUUUCGAGCCAACAUUAGAAAGCAGGUGAUAAAUGCAAUUCAAGUAGCGGAAAAAACAGAGAAGCCAUCACUUGAAACAUGUUUACUGAUGUGUAUGAAGAGUUACCUUCAAGUCUAAAGGAUCAAGAGAGAUUGAUUAGAAAUACAAUAAAAAGACACCCACAAGACUAUCCAACAGAUGUACCUUUAUGACUUUGAUUAUUCAUUUAUUUGUAUUGUAUGUAAUUGUUAUGUAUCUGGUAAAGGUUUAUAGAGUGAGGAAAUAUAAUAAUGCAAUGUUCUCAUUAAUGUUUGCCAAG